AUGAUUGUCAGGAAGUUGAGUUUCCGUUUGAGGCGGCUUUCCCUCCUGUGGAGGAGUUUAGGGAUCGUGUUCACUCAACAUUUCAGCCAGUUCUGCGGGGGAAACCCCAUGCACCUCAGGAGGACGAGCCUGGUGCUGAGCUGGCUUCUGAUCUGGACCUCUCUGCAGCCACUCUCCCAUAACUACGUGUCAGCAGUCAACCUGCGGCGUUUCAUUGGUUGUGCCGUCCGAGAGUUUACCUUCCUGGCUAAGAAGCCUGGUUGUGGAGGCCUGCACAUCACUACUGAUGCCUGCUGGGGGCGCUGUGAGACAUGGGAGAAGCCCAUCCUGGAGCCGCCUUUCAUCGAGUCCUACCAGCGGGUCUGCACCUACAACGCCUCGCGUUUAGUCCACGUAAGACUCCCCAACUGUAAGCCCAACGUGGACCCCAUCUACACCUACCCUGUGGCCCUGAGCUGUUCCUGUGGGGUCUGUCUGACGAGCACCACUGAAUGCAUCACGUCUGUGUGAACAUGUACCAGAUUUGUGUUUUUGUUUUCUUGCUCAUUAGAUUUAGUUUUUCAGUCCUGUCACAUUGUCCGCAAUUAAAAUGCUAACGGCUUCUUUACUUCAUUUUUCAAAAGUAAAACUAAAUCCUUUAGUUGUGUUACUACCAAUCAGUUUUAGUUCAUUUCUAAUAUGAGAGGUGCGUUUAAAAUGCUGCUUUUUAUCUCAGAGAUUAUAAGUUCUGUAAUAAACCGGUUUGGUCUGCUUCUCGUGAUGUUACGUUUGCAAGAAACAUGAUUCACCUCCAUUUAACCCUCCCACUGCCUUUAUGGGUGACCCC
Nothobranchius furzeri (turquoise killifish) is the source of this 826-nucleotide messenger RNA. It is a transcript of the gene gphb5, whose product is annotated as glycoprotein hormone subunit beta 5. Gene Ontology annotation, molecular function: hormone activity. Gene Ontology annotation, biological process: G protein-coupled receptor signaling pathway; regulation of thyroid hormone receptor signaling pathway. Gene Ontology annotation, cellular component: cytoplasm; extracellular region. Lineage: Eukaryota; Metazoa; Chordata; Actinopteri; Cyprinodontiformes; Nothobranchiidae. The record is from RefSeq and is a predicted model, not a curated record.